AUGCUGCUAAGCGUGGCCCGAAUCCUGGCGGCCUCUAUUGGCUUCUGCAUAUCAUCGUCUCGAGAACUGGAAGCCCUUGUCCAGUCCAAGGCGCCGCCUGGCGAAGUUGCCCACAAGCUCCGCAAAUUGGCAGAGCUUGAUGCACAAAGACUGCAGGCGUUCACCGAUGCGGCGAGAGCCCCGACAGGACCCUGGUGGUUAUUGGCCAACCUUGGCUUAAGUGCAGCGCUCCUGCUUCUGAGUCCCUUGCCUUUUGGCAACGUGCUCAUGUUGUUUCUAGCAUUUCUCAACGCCCUGACUGUCAUCUGCAAGACGCACGGGAGCACUUUCCGCAACCUCUCUGGGACAAGUGUCGGGGCGUACCUGACAACCCAGAUCCAAUUGGCCUUGGCUGCGUGCUGCUGUUGCUUGCCACUGCUUCUUAUGAACAUUCCUUUCUGGCUGCUGAUCGGGGUUUUGGUAAAUGCGGCCGAUGCGGCCUCAUGUCUUCAAUUCUUUCCAGCGGCGGUCCAGCCCUUGCCAGCUGCUGCCUUGGAUUUCCUGAGCACUGCGGCCGGAUUUUCGUGGUUUCUUUGGAAGACUGGCCUGCUGACGGAGGUCUUGGUCAACCAUGCCUACUACCGUCAAGCUCUCGCGAAGCGGCGUGCCGCGGAAGCCCCAAGUUUUGGGUUCCACUUGGUGGACAGCUUCUACGGGUUCUCCUAUUCCAUACUGGGCUUCUGGUUGGGAAACGCUGCGCUGCGUGGCUGUGCUCAGGCAGCCUACUUUCUAAGCCCUUCUUGCUGGUCACCGCUGGGCAUCAUCCUGCUGCUUGGUCUGCGUUCCUGCAUGCCGGCGUCCUUCGGGAACGGAAUGAAGGCCAUCCUGUAUUUCUCAAUUCAUCGACUGCUUCACGUGCAGCCCUUCUACAGCUGCUGGCACAAGGAGCAUCACUUCGCUGCCUCUCAGACUUGCCUGGUGGCUUGCCAGGACAGCGGGCUCUUGGAGUCUCCAGUCGAGGCCACGUGGAGCCAGCUGGCGUUUGUGUUUGUGCCGUUCUGGGAUCACUGCGUCUACCUGUGGAUGGCCCUGUUCAACACUCUGAACCACCACUACUACGAAGACUACCGACAUCUGCACUGGAGGCUCGCAGGUAUGAUGCUGCAAUUGCAAGGCCAUCUGCGUCGGCUUUGUUGGGCAGCUAAUGUGCUCCCUCAGAUGCCCGGCUUGGGUUUUCCUUUGGCUGCAAAUUUGCAGUAUCCUUCAAAGGACUACGUCUCUGCACAGCUGGCGAAUGGUUCCAUCCAUCGGCACUGGCACGGGCUUCAUCACUGGUCUACGGAAAAACACUUCGGCUAUGGAACCUUUGACAGCAUCUCCAAUCUCGGUUCAGGAGGUGAUCCAGACAAAAGAGAAGCUCAGCUAGAAGGUUUCUUGGAUGAGUACUUGAAGCUUCGGGCAGGGACCGUGAAGACGGUGUCCAUGCUGCGAGACUAG
This is a messenger RNA of Symbiodinium sp. CCMP2592, 1476 nucleotides long. The record is from the annotation of a GenBank genome assembly. Lineage: Eukaryota; Dinophyceae; Suessiales; Symbiodiniaceae.